Molecule: messenger RNA, 2421 nt
Organism: Penicillium oxalicum
Lineage: Eukaryota; Fungi; Ascomycota; Eurotiomycetes; Eurotiales; Aspergillaceae
Product: Elongator subunit ELP2
Exons: 2
Coding region: 1-2421 (806 amino acids)
Biological process (GO): regulation of DNA-templated transcription; tRNA wobble uridine modification
Cellular component (GO): elongator holoenzyme complex
Molecular function (GO): protein binding; DNA-binding transcription factor activity; sequence-specific DNA binding
Source: RefSeq, a predicted model, not a curated record
AUGGCGUCCGUCACAACAGAAUAUAUCAGUGUUGGAGGGAACCGACAUCCGGGCGCUGCAGACUGGGACGUCCAGUCGGGCGUGCUUGCUUUCGGCGCGGACAACAAUGUCGCCUUGUGGGAGCCUCUGGAUAAUUCGACUAGGGGAGUCUACGCCUUGCUCGUCGGCCAUUCCGAUAAGGUUAGCGUUGUCAAAUUUUACACAUGCCCCUCCACCAGUGCGAAAUUCCUCUUGACCGGUUCCGUUGAUCGAACGAUUAAAGUGUGGAGACAAAAAGAGAGCGACUUGCGCAAUUACGAGCUCGCACUCUCACUUGAGGGACACAAAGGAAGUGUGAAUGCGAUUGCCGUGGCCGACGGAACAGAUAUUGUCGCGACGGGGGCCGCAGACGGGACCGUCCGAAUCUGGAGAAUUAAUGCACAGGAUGGGCUCACAAGCGACUUGGUAGAGACUAUCGUGAUGAAGCCUCGCUUCUUCCCACUCACCUUGGCGUUGAGGGUUCUCGAAGGCGCGAAUGAUAAGCCGUUGGUACUUGCCGUGGCCGGCACCACCACGACCGUACACAUUUAUUCCGCUGAGUCUUCCGUCAACAAGCCAAGUUUCCAGCGCCGAGCAGUACUAUCAGGUCAUGAAGCUUGGAUUCGGUCGCUGUCGUUUACGAAGGAUGUGCAAGGCAAGACCAAUGAUCUCCUGCUUGCUUCGGCCAGCCAAGAUAAGUAUAUUCGCCUGUGGCGAUUAUGUCAAGGCGAAGUCCAGCUUCCAGCUGAGAUUGACGAGGACGAUCCUCUUCUUGGCGGCAUGGAGCCUACUCUUUCCAACAAAGCACACGAAUUUGAAGCAGCGGGAUCCAAGUACUCAAUCACCUUUGAGGCUUUGCUGUUUGGAAACGAAGACUGGAUCUACACCACGGCAUGGAAUCCCGACCCGAGUCGCUCACAGCUUUUGACUGCUUCCGCUGAUAACACGAUCACGAUCUGGGAGCAAGAUUCUGUAUCUGGUGUGUGGAUGUCCGGGGAAAGAAUGGGCGAGAUCAGCACUAUGAAGGGCUCCACAACUGCGACUGGUAGUGCAGGCGGCUUCUGGAUUGGACUUUGGUCGCCUGACGGGAAAACAGUGGUCAGUCUUGGCCGCACUGGAAGCUGGAGGGUCUGGCAGCACGAUUCUGAAGCAGACCUCUGGGUGCAGAGGUUCGGAAUAUCGGGCCACGUCCGGUCCGCGAACGGUGUGCAAUGGGAACCUAGCGGAGGGUACUUGCUUUCAACCAGUGCGGAUCAGACAACACGUCUCCACGCUCAAUGGAUGCGGGACGACAAGCGCUCAUGGCAUGAGUUCUCUCGUCCGCAGAUUCACGGAUACGAUUUGAACUGCAUUGACACCCUUGGACCUGGCCGAUUCGUGUCGGGUGCCGAUGAAAAGCUCCUACGUGUUUUCAACGAGCCGAAGCAGAUUGCCGAGCUCCUUGAACGGCUCACCGGCUUCCGUCAGAAGAUCGAUGAGAGUGACAUGCCAGAUCUGGCUGAAAUUCCAGUUUUGGGUCUUUCGAAUAAAGCUCAAGGCGAGGAAGCUCCCGUUGAAGACGACGCGGAAACCACUGGUGCGGGUCCGUCUACCCCAGCUGUAUCUUUGAACUACGAUUCGCCACCGCUUGAGGAUCAGCUGGCCAGGUAUACUCUGUGGCCUGAACAUGAAAAACUAUACGGGCAUGGAUAUGAAAUCUCAGCCGUGGCUGUAAGUCACGACCGGUCCCUCAUUGCCACGGCAUGCAAAGCCAGCUCUGUCGAUCAUGCUGUGAUUCGUUUAUAUGACACAUCUGAUUGGCAUGAGAUCAAACCUUCUCUCACUGCACAUUCCCUCACCAUAACCGACCUGUCGUUCUCAGACGACGACAAAUUCCUGUUGAGUGUUGGCCGAGACCGGCAAUGGGCUGUCUUUGCAAGAGACGAACAGGAUCCGACGCUCUUCCACAAUUCUGUCACCAACCCCAAAGGCCACUCUCGAAUGAUCUUGGGCGCAGCCUGGGCCCCUAUAACUAGCGAUCGCGUUUUCGCUACUGCUGGCCGUGACAAGUCUGUCAAGAUCUGGCAGAAGAACGAAUCUACAUUCGAAUGCAAGUCAACCAUCUCAUUGACAUCUGCCGUUUCUGCGAUUGCCUUCCUGUCGACUCCAUACAAGGACCACUUCAUCCUUGCUGCAGGAGAAGACAGUGGUGCAGUUUCGAUCCACAAAGUUGCCAUUACCACUUUCGAGGCGAGCCACAUCACGACCGUUGAUCCCAAGGUUGGCCCGUCAAAGACUAUUACUCAAUUAACGUGGAGACCUGUGACUACUGCUGAUGUAGAUGGUCAAUCCUUCUUUGAACUUGCCGUGGCCAGUGAAGAUGCGUCCACACGGAUUUAUGCAAUCUCCGACAUGUUGCAAUGA